UUUAAGGCCAGUAUGGAAAAAAUUGAAAGACGCCAUGGCGGUGAAAAAAUUGUAAUCUAUGGAUAUCCAACUAACGAUAAUUACGGAUUUUCAUUUAACAUUAAAUGCGUACAAGAUGGAAGUAAAAAUAUUGUCGCCCACCUAAACCCAAGGUUUACCACUAGAGAAACUGUUAUUGACUAUAUGCAAAAAGGAGAAUGGACUAUCUAUGCUAACUAUGACUAUUUCGACUUCAAAAUUAGAGAGCAGUUUAUCGUUCAGUUUUUAACAAGUCCAGGUUCAACUUUGAUUAAAAUAAACUCAAAAUUCGAAAAGAGGUUGGAUCACAAAAUGGACUGCUAUGAUCAUUUGGAUGUUCAUGGAGACGUGAGAGUGGAGAAAAUAUUGAUGACAUAAACCGACAACAGAUCUUUACACUUGCACAUAUGAUGCAUUGUAUUUUAUGUAAUAGUAUUACUUGUAGAAAUACUAAAAAUAAUUGUACACAUUUUAUUUAAAUAGUAAACAUAAUUACAAAAACAAUCUUAUAUUGAAAAAUGUAUUAUUGCCUAUUUGAUGUAAUCCAAUUUUUGAUUACUAAUUGACCAGGUGCAAUUUCAACUUUUUUUUUAAUUGGUAAGGACAAUUGUCGAUACUCUUUUGAAUUUCAAUUUUAAAAAUCAAAUUUAUUUAAAAAUUAAAUUUAUUAACCUUGUUUUUAAAAUUGUAUAUGAUAGUUUGUCAUAAAGUUCUGAAUCAAUUGAUUUUGUGUUUAUUACUUAAUUUCAGCAAAAAAAAUGUGUUUCUCGAUGCUUUGAUCUGUGUUAGAUCAUGCAAAUAGGUGCGAAUGAAUGUUGGUGCGGGCGUAAAUUGAACGAGUGAAAGUGUAACUCGGUACACGUGAAUGUGACGUUUAGGUGUAGGAUCGUUGUUGCCGGGGAAGAAGCUUAAAGAAGUCUUGUUCUUGUUGUCUUAGGGUGAGAUCAUGUUUGUAGUCAAGUCUCAAUAUCGUCC
Molecule: messenger RNA, 993 nt
Organism: Physella acuta
Lineage: Eukaryota; Metazoa; Mollusca; Gastropoda; Physidae
Molecular function (GO): carbohydrate binding
Source: RefSeq, a predicted model, not a curated record